Dunckerocampus dactyliophorus (ringed pipefish) is the source of this 2165-nucleotide messenger RNA. It is a transcript of the gene bmp7b, whose product is annotated as bone morphogenetic protein 7b. Gene Ontology annotation, biological process: SMAD protein signal transduction. Gene Ontology annotation, cellular component: extracellular region. Lineage: Eukaryota; Metazoa; Chordata; Actinopteri; Syngnathiformes; Syngnathidae. Bases 262 to 1545 code for a protein of 427 amino acids. Gene Ontology annotation, molecular function: cytokine activity; growth factor activity. The transcript is spliced from 7 exons. The record is from RefSeq and is a predicted model, not a curated record.
ACUAUGCACUUGUAGCCAGCAACACGCACUAGUGUGCACUUCCACAAGUUGUGAAGAGGAAGAAGGACAGAGGACCACACACGCCUGGCAGAAACAUCAUUACAUCGGACUUUGAGACGAAGUUGAUGUUCAAUUCGGAAGACCUUCCCUCAACAUGAGGGCAGCUAAUUCAGGAUAUUGAACAAAAUAUAAAAGUUCAAUAUCCAUUUUGGAGAGUUUUGCAGCAGCGUCAGAGACUUUCACGCCCAUUCAUUGUCUGCUAUGGCAUCAAUUUUGGAUAAACGCGCUCCAGCUUUACUUUUAAUUUGGAGUUACUGCGUCGUAGCCGACACGGCUUUUGCAAACUUUUCCGUGGACAACGAGUUCCACUCCAGUUUCAUCUACCGCCGGUUGAGGACCCAGGAGCGCAGGGAGAUGCAGCGGGAGAUCCUCUCCAUCUUGGGGCUGCCGCACCGGCCGCGACCGCACCUCCACAGCAAGCACAACUCCGCGCCUAUGUUCAUGUUGGACCUGUACAACGCCAUGUCCACGGAAGGGGACGAAGACAGAUACUCUUAUCCUUAUAAGCCCGUCUUCACCACACAGGGUCCCCCCAUCGCCAGUUUACAAGACAACAAUUUCCUGAAUGAUGCAGACAUGGUGAUGAGCUUUGUCAAUCUAGUAGAGCAUGACACAGAAUUCCUGCCAGUGCGGCGGCAUCAUCGAGAAUUCCGAUUCGAUCUCUCCCAGAUUCCCGAGGGCGAGGCGGUCACUGCUGCUGAGUUUCGCAUUUAUAAAGACUUCAUUCACGAACGCUUUGAUAACGAGACCUUCCGCAUCAGCGUCUACCAGGUGCUGGAGGAACAUUCGGACAGAGAGUCUGACCUGUUUCUCCUGGACUCGCGGGUCAUCUGGGCCGCAGAGGAGGGCUGGCUGGUUUUUGACGUGACGGCGACUAGCAACCACUGGGUCCUGAACCCGGGGAGAAAUCUGGGUCUACAGUUGGCUCUGGACGGCACAAACGGAGAAAGCAUUAAUCCUCGCAUGGCGGGGUUGAUUGGUCGGAGUGGGCCACAGAACAAACAGCCCUUCAUGGUGGCCUUCUUCAAAGCCACGGAGGUGCACCUGCGAAGCAUUCGCUCAGCACAGGGGGGCGCCAAGCAGCGUAAUCCUAAUCGCUCCAAAGGGGCCAAGAGCCAAGAGGCACUGCGAGUGGCCAACAUUGCAGAGAACAGCAGCACUGAUCAAAAGCAGGCAUGCAAGAAGCACGAGCUCUACGUCAGCUUCCGAGACCUCGGGUGGCAGGACUGGAUCAUCGCCCCUGAAGGAUACGCAGCAUACUACUGCGAGGGCGAGUGCGCCUUCCCGCUCAACUCCUACAUGAAUGCCACAAACCACGCCAUUGUGCAAACCCUUGUUCACUUUAUCAACCCAGACACGGUUCCGAAGCCAUGUUGUGCUCCCACACAGCUCCACGCCAUCUCAGUGCUCUACUACGACGACAGCUCCAACGUCAUUCUUAAGAAGUACCGCAACAUGGUGGUCAGAGCUUGCGGCUGCCACUAGACAAGGCAAUGGUCACCUUCUAACACACACACGCACACACACACAUAAGUAGUCAGACACCAGCCUGACAACCUCUGGCGUGAGCACAAGCCAUCCAAGACAAUUUCCUGUGUGCGAAAAGCUCUCGUUUCUUCUUCAGGUUUGUCUCCAAGUAAACAUUGUGUUGUGUGGCUGAGAAGGAAUUUCAGAUUCCACACGCACAUUUGUGCUUUCUACUGUGUAUACAAGACAUUUUAGGCCGUGUACUGUGUAUCCCUUCACCAUCAACAAUCUUGUGUAUUUUCAGUUGUUUUGGUUUCUUCUUUUGCUCUAGAUGUUUAUUUCUUGCGUGAGAGCCCGGAUGUAAGUGAGGACUUUAUGAACUGUACAAUAAUGUGUAAAUAAUGUGUGUCAAACAAAGCACAAUGUAUAUUUAUUUCCUGAAAUGUCAGUCAGGUUUUAUGUGUUUAGUCUGUUUGCUGACUGCUUUCUGUCCCACACAGACACAACUUAUUUCAUCAGUGGAAGCAGCUACAUAAACCUGAAAGACGUUGUCACUAAGUGUCGGGGGGAGGGCGAGGGAACAGGCUUUUGUGUUGUUGACAUUUUCAGGUUUCUGUUCUUCUGCUGUAAUAAAAGCU